Messenger RNA from Lodderomyces beijingensis, 2091 nucleotides. NCBI's taxonomy places the organism in Eukaryota, Fungi, Ascomycota, Pichiomycetes, Serinales, Debaryomycetaceae. The record is from the annotation of a GenBank genome assembly.
AUGGGGAACAAAUCCAAGGGUGUUAAGCGUCCAGCAAUUACUUUGACUCCAGAGGAGAAGAAGCUAAAGAAAGCCAAGUACAAUAACAACAAGAAAAAACUACCAUCGCCUCCAUCAGAAGAUGAAGUCGAUGGAGAAAACGAAUCCGACAGCGAAGAGUUACCCAUGAGCGAAGAUGAAGAGCUCGAAGAUGGACCGCUAGGAGACGGGGAUGAAGAAGACGAGUUGGACGAGCUCGAUGAGCUUGAUGAGGAAAACGGCGAAAAAGAGAAAGACGAAGAAGGUGAUGAAGAUGACGAAGAUGACAACGACGACGAUGUUGUAGUUGAAGAUUCGCCUCAAACGGCAGAAGACCCCAACAAAAAGUCAUCAAAAGAACAACAUUCAGAACAAAAGAAAUUACUAGGAGAAAGAAAACUACAAAGGAAGUCAGGAGUGCAAGUGCAAGACAUCAAGAAACUAUGGGAGAAACUAAGAGUUACCAAGCCCACACCCACCAAGCAGCAGCGUGAUAAACUAUGUGAUGAGAUAUGGGCACUUUCGGAAAAUGUCAUUAACGAUCUCGUGUUGAAGCACGACGCAUCGAGAGUGGUGCAGACCUUGGUGAAAUACUCCUCCAAGGAAAGAAGAGACAAGAUUGUUGAUUCCUUGAAGGGGUCCUUCUAUCAAUUGGCAACGUCAGCAUACGGCAAGUAUCUCCUCAUUAAACUUUUGCAUUACGGAUCGAAAGAGUCGAGAGGUGCCAUAGUCAAUGAAUUGCAUGGAAAAUUGCGCAAGUUGAUGAGACACAGAGAAGGCGCCUACGUGGUGGAAGACUUGUUUGUCUUGUACUCGACCGCUGAACAGAAACAACAGAUGAUUAGAGAGUUCUGGGGCAGUGAGUACGCGGUUUUCAAAGAAUCAGGCAAGGGCAAGACUGUGCUCGACGUGGUUAAGGAGUCAUCGGAGAAGAAACAGUUGAUAAUGCAAAACUUGUUUGGAACAAUAAAGGCCUCGGUUGAAAAGGGGUCGACUGGUUUCCAGAUUUUGCACGCGGCAAUGAAGGAAUACGUCACUGUUUUGGCCGACGAUAUCGACGCCAACGACUCGGCCAUCCGAGACUUUAUUGAUCUCUUGAGCGAGCAGUUUGCCGAGUUGGUGCACACGCAAGAAGGAUCCGAGGUUGCCAGCAGUUUGAUCGCCAUGGCCAACGCCAAGGAAAGAAAAGGCAUAAUCAAGAGUCUAAAGUCGCACCAGAGCGAGUUGAUCAAAAACGAGUACGGUAACGCCGUGCUCAUUGCUUUACUCAUGGCUGUCGACGAUACAGUGUUAACGUACAGGUCCUUUUUUGGCGGUGGUGAGAUGUUCACUGCGGAGUUGUUGCCCGAGAUAAUCCAGGACAAGUUUUCCAGAAGGCCCAUUCUUUACAUAUUGAAGGGUUUAGACGGUAGGUAUUUUGCUCCCAACGUGAAAAAGGCGUUUUCGAAAUACCAAGAUUUGGCGUAUCAAAAGACGUCGAAAAAGGACAAGGAUGCCAAGAGGGCCGAGCUUCUUGCAAAGUCAAUCGAGCCCAUAUACAAGGCAUUGCAGCCGUCACUUGAAGACGCACAGUUUACUGAGCUUUUGUCCAACAAUAUGGCGGCGCAGUUCAUCACUGAAUUGUUGUUGACGCCAACUUCUAACGAGAAAGUCAACAGUACUUAUAGACCGCAGAUGUUGCAAGCAGUAUUCGACAAGGUGUUCAAGGGCGACGUCCGCGAGGACCACCAUUUGCUCAAUAAAGCGCCAUUCACCUCGAGAUCAAUCAAGGCGUUGAUCCAGGGUAACAACUACAAGUUUGACAAUGAGUCCAAGAAAUUGGUGCACGUGGAAGGGUCCGAGAAGAUUCCAGACACCGGUAUCGCGUUUGCUGAAAAGGCGGCCGAUGAAAUUGUCAAUAAGGUGAGCUCGUGGACAAGUGGCCAGCCUGCGUUUGUCUUGUUGUCACUUCUCGAGGUUUUGACUUUGGCCAAGUCCGAAAAGGCAGAAACUUUGAAAAAGGAAUUGAAGAAAAACAAAAAGCUGCUUUCUGCGGAAGACAAAGGUUCUAAACUAUUAUUAGACUUUUUAUAA